Pelmatolapia mariae (spotted tilapia) is the source of this 558-nucleotide messenger RNA. RefSeq names its product trypsin-like. Gene Ontology annotation, biological process: proteolysis. The transcript is spliced from 3 exons. Gene Ontology annotation, molecular function: serine-type endopeptidase activity. Lineage: Eukaryota; Metazoa; Chordata; Actinopteri; Cichliformes; Cichlidae. Bases 1 to 558 code for a protein of 185 amino acids. The record is from RefSeq and is a predicted model, not a curated record.
AUGCCCAAAGUCUGCCUUGGUGAGCACAGCUUCGGUGCAAAUGAGGGCACUGAGGAGUGCAUUUAUGCUGAAAAGGCUUUCACGCACCCGGAUUUCAACAUCUACACCCUGGACAACAACAUCAUGCUGUUCAAACUGAGUCGUCCCGCCACCCUCAACAGCUACGUCAAGACUGUAUCCCUGCCCUCUCUAUGCUCUGUGGCUAAUGAGGACUGCAUGCAGUCUGGAUGGGGCAAGGCGUCAUCUAACGGCACCUACUACCCCAGCAAUCUUCAGUGCCUGAGGCAGCCCAUCGUUGAUGACGCAAUCUGCAGGAACCUUAUCACUACCGUCCCCGAGGUCACUGAGAACAUGGUCUGCGCUGGAUCCGUGCAUGGAGACACCAGUGCACACAAAGGGACUGAGGUGGCAGAUGCUGGCGGACCUCUGGUGUGUAACGGCGAGCUGCAGAGAGUCAUGUCCUUGGCUUCUGACUGCAUCACGAAUAGAAACACCGCUCUUUAUGUCCGCAUGUGCCGCUACAUCAACUGGAUCAGCAGUGUCAUAAGCAGCAACUAA